AGCUCGUGCAGCUCCACCCACCUGCCGAUAAAAGCCAAACCCUCACCGGAGCUGCUGUUCAGCGUCUGUCCCAGACUCCUCAAAGCUUUGUGAUACUUCCACCCCACAGCAGCAGUCGCACACACAAAGGGCCCAGCAGGACUGCAGCUCACACCUGGCUGGAUCUCGUGCACGGCCGUCGUCCCACUCAUGCCUUGGAAAAAACCCAGAAGGGCAGCGUAGAGUGAGGGGAAGUAGAGGAGAAAGCAGACGAAGGAGGCGCAGCGACGACCUUCAGGUUGAGAGGAGGAAAAAUCUGACAAAAAUGGAGGCUGUACCCCUCCGUUCUUUUCGUCUACUCAUCACAGUGUUCCAGCUGUGUUUAUUACGUCUGGCCAAUGGAGGGGCGUAUUAUGGACAUAAGCAGCCGCCUCAACAGCACCAGCCCCUGCCACAGUACAAUGACGGGUAUCCUCAGCAGCAGUUUAUGGGGAACGAGAUGCCACACCUGCCUUAUGGCAAAGAAGUGCCAUUACUGCCUCAGUAUGGCAAAGAGCUUCCUCAGCUGCCUUUGCAAAUUGGCAAAGAGAGGCCACUGACUGAUAGCAAAGGACAAACAUUCCCCAGAGGGGCUAAAGGUCCACCUCCCCCUGUUCCUGGUGGAGAGGGUCUAAGAGAGGGACCACAAGGAGUUCAGGGCCCCCCAGGACCAACUGGACCACCAGGACCACAAGGCCCAUCUGGGCUUCCAGGCCAGGGGUUGCCAGGUUUCCCAGGAAAGCCAGGGCCUACUGGUCCUCAGGGCUACCCAGGAAUUGGAAAACCUGGCAUGCCAGGAUUGCCAGGAAAACCUGGAGGACCUGGAUUACCAGGACCAAAAGGUGACCUUGGUCCUAGUGGUGGUGAGGGAUCAACUGGACUUCCUGGACCUCCAGGGCUCCCAGGUCCCCCUGGACUCCCUGGGAUUUCAAAACUAGGAGUUCAGGGGCUGCCUGGACAGGUAGGUCCUCCAGGGGAGCCUGGCCAAAAGGGUCUUCCUGGGCUUCCUGGUCCUUUAGGGCCCAAGGGAGAGAAAGGACUCGGUACACCCGGUUUACCAGGUUUAAAAGGACCGAGUGGACCAUCAGGUCUACCUGGAAAUGUGGGCCUCCCUGGGGUUGGUAAACCUGGCCUGAAUGGUCUCCCUGGACAGCCAGGGAUAUCAGGAAAACCUGGUCCUUCUGGAGAGCCAGGACUGGCAGGGCCACCUGGUGAAAGAGGCCAACCAGGACCACCAGGCUUACCAGGAAUUGGGAAACCAGGAAAAGAUGGUUUGAGAGGGCAACCAGGGCUCUCUGGGGGGAAAGGGGAACCAGGUCCUCCUGGUUUACCAGGGGGUCCAGGCUUGCCAGGCUAUGGUAAACCAGGAUUUCCAGGGCCUAAGGGUCACAAGGGACAUGCUGGUCUCCCUGGACCUCCGGGCCUAAAAGGUGAUAAAGGUCACGGAGGUCUUCCCGGAGUCAUUGGUCCCACUGGUUUUAGUGGUAUGCCUGGCCCACCAGGUCCAAUAGGACCUCCUGGUAGUCUUGGCUUCCCAGGGCAAAAGGGAGAGGAUGGUGUCGGGGGACCAAAAGGAUAUCCGGGAAUGAAGGGUGACAUAGGGCCUCCAGGUCUUCCAGGGCAGCCGGGUUUAUCAGGAGCGAGUGGACUACCAGGACCAAGAGGUUUUCAAGGGCCCAUUGGCCCCAAAGGAGGACCUGGUUUUAGGGGUUCACCUGGUGCCCCUGGUGUUGGAGGACUACCUGGACCAAGAGGAGAGGAGGGACAACCUGGAGAGAAAGGCCACCAGGGUCCACAGGGUAUUCCAGGACUUACGGGACCAGGGGGACCAAUCGGACCUCCUGGGCUGCCAGGGCAAAAAGGCGAAACAGGCCUGCCUGGUAAACCUGGCUAUCCUGGUGAGGGAAAGCCAGGCUUUCCUGGUCAUAUUGGUCCUCAAGGUAACCCUGGCCCUAGUGGGCCUGCUGGACUUCCAGGGCAACCAGGACUACCUGGACCCCCAGGUCCUCCAGGACUACCUGCUACACCUCCAGACCUCGGACAGAUCCUCCCGGUGAGCGGCCCAUACAACGGCCAAAAACAAGUUCACAAGAAGAAUGGAGGUGACAUUGGUGGAAAUGGGCUGGAGAUGCCUGCGUUCACAGCUAAGCUCACAAAUCCAUUCCCUCCUGUUGGCUCUCCUGUCAUCUUUGACAAACUGCUGCACAAUGGCAAUCAGAACUACAAUCCCCAAAACGGUAUUUUCACCUGUAGCAUACCAGGGAUCUACUAUUUUGCUUACCACGUCCACUGCAAAGGAGGCAAUGUGUGGGUGGCACUGAUGAAGAACAAUGAGCCAGUCAUGUACACAUAUGAUGAAUACAAAAAAGGCUUGCUCGAUCAGGCAUCGGGCAGUGCUGUACUGCCGUUACGACAAGGAGACACUGUGCACAUACAGCUGCCAUCUGACCAGGCUGCAGGACUUUAUGCUGGUCAGUAUGUCCACUCAACAUUUUCUGGAUACUUAUUGUACCCAAUGUAAGAAAUGUGUAUAAACAAAGCAACAAUAAUGACAUAUUGAUGGUAAAUUUUACCAUGUCUGUGGUAAAACUUUAGAUACAAUUUAGGUCAAGUUAAAUGGUUUACAAUGAAUGGUGGACAAGUGAUCUUAUUUCAAUCUAGAGUAGCAAAAUGCUUUAUUGAAUGAUUGUUUGCAUUACAUGCGUAAUGCAAUGACAGACAUAAGUGGAGUCUCAGUCAUUGGCUAUGAUAUAUAAGUUUCAGUAAAGUUUCUUGUGAUUGUUCUGGGUUGUGGAGAGCAGAGAUUUAAAAAAAAAAAAAGUACGACGAAAUAUCUCAGUUGUCACGGUUCUUGUAUGUUUACAUUUAUUACAUUUAAUCUUAUAUCCAUCCACAUACAAUAUAUCGUGACAUGGCUGCAAUAAUUCCUGGAACAAUGAAUCUUUAUGUUGCAGGGUUGUAUUCACUUUUCACUGUUUGUUUUGGGGUUUUUUUAGCUUGACAGUUCUAUACUGUGUACUGGGCACAUAAGAACAUAUUAGUUUCAUUGUACAAUGCAUUUACUCAUGACCAUCAGAACAUAAUGUUUGUUUAUGUAUUUGGGGUCAUCAUACAGUUAUUAAGUUAUUGUUAGUCUUAUUUUAUGAAAAUGCAGCUUUUUUACACAACAAGAUCAUCAUACAUUUUUUAAAUAUUCAGCGAACAGUAAAGUAAAUAUUUGGGUGACUUUGUAAAACCUAUUUUCAUUUUUUUUAUCUCAGUCACGAACAGAACAUAAAAAAUACUUUGCAGUUUUUCCCACAAUUUGGCAGUUGAUCUAUCUUUUGACUCUUUGCUUUUGACCAUGUCAAAGUUUGAGUUUUCUUGUUUUGUUUGUAAUAAAUAUGAAUUCUUUGAAAGGUUUUUGUCAGUUUUCUCUGUAAUUUAUUUGUUUGACUACUGAUUACUUGGGAUUAUGUUGAUUUCUGUGUGUUGACAGUAAAUGACGGAAUUCAUUCCGAAAUGCAGAACUCAACGUACGCAAAUAUUCACAAAUAUUUGAAAAAAUGUUCACGCCCAUACCCAUUCAUAACACCACUUGCCAGUUUCUUAAAUUUAUGUGGAUGUGCAAUUGUGUUUUUGUCUCUUUUUUUUUUUUUUUUUGCUU
Messenger RNA from Chelmon rostratus (copperband butterflyfish), 3664 nucleotides. Its product is annotated as collagen alpha-1(VIII) chain-like. The record is from RefSeq and is a predicted model, not a curated record. Bases 305 to 2539 code for a protein of 744 amino acids. NCBI's taxonomy places the organism in Eukaryota, Metazoa, Chordata, Actinopteri, Chaetodontiformes, Chaetodontidae. The transcript is spliced from 4 exons. Gene Ontology annotation, molecular function: protein binding.